CCCGGAGUAUGGCAGUUACAGCCGUUGAUAGUCUCACACUCUCAUUACUUUCACCCCCCACACUGUAACACCACGAUAACCAUGGCUCGCGGCGUCGAAGGAAAUGAGAUGUCAACGCCUCGCGCUUCACAAAAGAAGCAGCCCGCCUCCGCGUCGCAAUCGGCAAAUGGCCAAAAGUCCAUUUUGGGUUUCUUCCAAAAGAAGUCUACCAACUCACCAAGCCCCGCGCCAUCCGAUGCCACACCGGUCAACAAGACUCCAACAUCAAAAUUGGCCAAGAAGGCGUUCAAUGAUCCGCCCGCAGCCAUCACACCUGUGCCGAGCAGCGAUGCCCCCGACUACUCGAGUCCCAUCAAACAAGAACAUGAGUUGACAAUAGGAAGAGGAAGGAACAAGGAGAAUGAGCCCGCAGAUGUCACUCCCAGUAGCCCAACACGCAAGGCACGAAAGCCGGUCAACUAUGCCGAAUCCGAUGACGAAGAAGAGGACGUAUUAGGUCCAAUUGCGAACAAUGCUAGAGGCAGAGCGACGAAGCGCCAGCGGGUCGUUGUCGACGACGAUUCAGACGACGAAUUCGGAUUAGACGCGGCCACACAGAAGGCUAUGCUUGAGGAAGAAGACGAGGACGACUUGGAAGACUUCGUUGUUGCAGAUGAUUCUGACGAGGAGGUUGUAUCGAAGAAACGCAAACGUUCAGCAGCGCCUAAGAGUCGUGUCAGGUCAGCUCCCGCAUCAUCACCGCCUAUAAUCGAGGCAAAGGACGAUGAAGAAGAUGGAGACGUUGUAAUGACUAGCACGUCGACUGCACAACAAUGGAUCUACGAUCCCGAGAACCCGAUGGUCUUCAAGCCCCGCACGUCCAUACAAGCGACCAAGAAGGACCCCAGUAAGAAGACGAAAGAGCGACCAAGCGCAUCAGAGCCUGAGACGAGAUAUUCAUGGCUCGCGCACCAAAUGGACGCUGAUCGGCAUCCAGUCGAUCACCCAGACUACGACCCCCGUACACUUUAUAUCCCUCCGGGCGCUUGGGGCAAGUUCUCAGCUUUCGAGACGCAAUAUUGGGAGAUCAAGAGCAAGUGGUGGGAUACCGUUGUCUUCUUCAAGAAAGGCAAAUUUUACGAGCUCUACGAGAAGGACGCCUCGAUUGGCCACCAGCUCUUCGACCUCAAGCUGACUGAUCGGGUCAACAUGAGGAUGGUGGGUGUACCAGAAGCUUCGCUGGACAUGUGGGCAACACAGUUUGUAGCGGCAGGACACAAAGUUGCCAGAGUCGACCAGAUGGAGUCGGCUUUGGGCAAAGAGAUGCGGGAACGCGACGACAAGGGCAAAACUCCGAAGAAAGCUGGCAAAGAGAACAAAGUGAUUCGAAGAGAGCUCGCUACAGUACUCACAUCCGGUACACUUGUGGACACAGGCAUGCUUCAAAGCGAAAUGUCCACAUAUUGUAUGGCUAUCAAGGAGAUCGACCGCAAUAACCUGCCAGCGUUCGGAAUAGCGUUCGUCGACACUGCUACUGCUCAAUUCCAACUCUGCGAGUUCACCGACGAUGUCGACAUGACGAAGUUCGAAACCCUCAUUGCGCAGAUGAGACCUGGCGAGUUACUCCUGGAAAAGUCUUGUAUAUCUGCGAAAGUUCUACGAAUACUCAAGAAUAAUACUCCACCCACAACGAUCUGGAACUACCUGAAGCCUAACAAGGAGUUUUGGCCAGCGGAUAUCACCAUUCGCGAAUUGGAAGCGAACAACUAUUUUGAGUCACCUACAGAAGACAAUAUUGAGGCUUGGCCGCCAGUUCUCCGCGAAGCUCGAGAGCAAGAACUGGUCAUGUCAUCAUUCGGUGCUCUUCUACAAUACCUGCGGUCGUUGAUGAUCGAGCGCGAUCUUGUCACACUUGGAAACUUCCAAUGGUACGACCCCAUACGGAAGGCUACCAGUCUGGUUCUUGAUGGUCAAAGCUUGAUUAAUCUGGAGAUAUUCGCCAACACAUUCGACGGAUCAACUGAAGGCACUUUGUUCGCCAUGCUCAAUCGCUGCAUUACUCCGUUCGGCAAGCGAUUACUCAGGCAAUGGGUAUGCCACCCUCUUGCAGAUGCGACCAAGAUCAACGCACGUUUGGACGCCGUGGAUGCACUGAACGCCGACUCUACCAUCAUGGAGAAUUUCAGCGCGUCUCUCAGUAAAUUGCCAGAUCUUGAACGUCUCAUCUCUCGCGUACAUGCGGGCCGAUGUAGGGCGCAGGACUUUCUCAAAGUAUUGGAAGGCUUUGAGCAGAUCGAGUAUACUAUUAGCUUGUUGAAGCAAUUCGGCGAAGGCGAGGGUCUUAUCGGACAACUCAUCUCCUCGAUGCCUGAUUUGGCUGCAUCACUGGCAAAAUGGAACUCAGCCUUUGAUCGAGACAUCGCCCGGAAAGAAGGACUUCUCAUUCCUGAGCCUGGCAUCGAAGAGGACUUUGAUAACAGCCAGCAGGAGAUCGACACUUGCAAAGCUAAUUUGGAUGUACUGCUGAAGAAGGUUCGAAAAGAGCUCAACUCAAACGCUGUUCAAUAUAACGACAUCGGCAAGGAGAUCUACCAGCUGGAGGUGCCCAAGAAGGUCAAAGUUCCCAACAGCUGGGACCAAAUGUCAGCUACUGCCAAGGUCACUCGAUACUACACACCUGAGCUUCGAAAGCUAGUACGAGCACUACAAGAAGCACAGGAGACGCAUGGCCAGAUCACCCGUGAAGUUGCUACUCGCUUUUGCCAACGCUUCGACGAGGACUACAAAGUCUGGCUCGCGGCCGUCAAGAUCAUUGCUCAGCUAGAUUGCUUGAUCAGUCUUGCGAAAGCAUCUGCUUCACUCGGAGAGCCUAGCUGCCGUCCUGUUUUCGAAGAUGGCAACCGUACUGUCGUUGAGUUUGAAGAACUCCGCCACCCGUGCAUGCUCAAUACAGUCGACGACUUCAUCCCCAACGAUAUCAGGCUAGGCGGCGACUCUGCCAACAUCAGUCUGCUCACUGGUGCAAACGCAGCGGGUAAAUCUACCAUCCUUCGCAUGACUUGUAUCGCGGUCAUCCUCGCACAAGUGGGAUGUUACCUACCUUGUACAUCGGCCAGACUCACACCAGUCGAUCGCAUCAUGUCCCGUCUCGGCGCCAACGACAACAUCUUUGCUGCCCAGUCUACCUUCUUUGUUGAGCUCUCUGAAACACAGAAGAUCCUUUCGGAAGCUACACCUCGCUCUCUUGUCAUCCUCGACGAGCUCGGUCGUGGAACAUCUUCUUACGAUGGUGUUGCGGUUGCCCAAGCUGUUUUGCACGAUAUCAGUUCACGUGUAGGCUGCGUCGGUUUCUUCGCCACCCACUACCGAUCUUUGGCCAAGGAAUUCGAGUUCCACCCUGAGGUCGAGAACAAGCGUAUGCGUAUCCACGUCGACGAUGCAUCCAAGUCCAUCACCUUCCUCUACAAACUGGAGCAGGGUGUGGCUGAAGGUAGUUUUGGUAUGCACUGUGCAGCCAUGUGUGGCAUUCCGAACAAAGUCAUUGAGAAUGCAGAGAAGGCGGCUAGGGAAUGGGAGCACACUAGUAGGCUGGGAGAGAGAAUGGAGGUCAAUAAGGAUGAGGGCGGCGUGUAUGUACCACUGGGUCUGCAGAGUGACGUUGCUUGGACGCUGAGGGAAGGCUUGGAGGGAGUCGGUGAUCGGGCGCUGGAUGUGCUGCUCGAGGCUAUCUCCGCGCUAUAAGUGUGUGGUGUCGUCCAGGGAAGUGUGUAAGAUAUGGUAAAAGGCGUAAGAUGGUGGAGCUGGUCAGGCUUAUGGGAUAUAUUCAUAUGGGACUGGGUACCAGAUGUCGGUUGAUUUAGCAUUCGCGCUGUAAUUAUGUACUGUUAGUUAGCGUAUCGUAUGUUAAUUCAACC
Alternaria alternata is the source of this 3893-nucleotide messenger RNA. RefSeq names its product DNA mismatch repair protein MutS. The transcript has 3 exons. Lineage: Eukaryota; Fungi; Ascomycota; Dothideomycetes; Pleosporales; Pleosporaceae. Gene Ontology annotation, biological process: mismatch repair. Bases 82 to 3720 code for a protein of 1212 amino acids. The record is from RefSeq and is a predicted model, not a curated record. Gene Ontology annotation, cellular component: nucleus; MutSalpha complex. Gene Ontology annotation, molecular function: ATP-dependent DNA damage sensor activity; ATP binding; mismatched DNA binding.